AUGCCUUCGAAGGAAAUAUUCGGAAUUAUUUGCACACGAACAAUUUCUCAAGAUAAAUACAGUAAUAUAGUAAUUCAGUUGCAGAAGAUACAUCGGUUACGAGAAAAUCUGCCCCACUGUGGAGUGGACCGGCUCUGCUACGGCUGCUUCGGGUGGACCACAGUGAAUCUGCUGGGAUCGGCUGUGGCGCUGCUUUUUAAAGGGCGUUCGGCGCGGGUUUGCCCCCACCACCGCGCCCGUCCGCCCCCGCCUGCCCCCACCGCGCAGCGCGUGACGCCACCUCGUGAGCCGGUGAAAUGA
This is a messenger RNA of Gryllus bimaculatus (two-spotted cricket), 300 nucleotides long. NCBI's taxonomy places the organism in Eukaryota, Metazoa, Arthropoda, Insecta, Orthoptera, Gryllidae. The record is from the annotation of a GenBank genome assembly.